AUGCUCCAUCUUCGGCGUGCAGCGUCGUCUCGCCCACACCUUGAUUUAUUUGACUCCCUUCUCCCGUCGUCGUCUACGCGCUUCAAAUACAUCCUCUCCAAACGUGGCAUCGCCCACGUACCUGCGAGGUCAAAAAACACCGCAUCCCCACGCGAACCUCCUCCGCGAACCGGCGCGUCUGCGACCAAUGCCUCUAAACGUUCUCCUCGAGUCAGACCGGGUGCCCGAUCGACCACGCCCGAUGCGACCCAUUACCUCCUGACCCCUUAUGAGCUCUCUUCACGCAUCCUCAAACUGCACGCUGCUCGUAAAUUAGACGAGGCAGUCGAACUGCUGCAGAAUUCGCCUCUGGAUGCCCAAAACAUAAAGACGUGGAAUACGCUGCUCUCCGGGUGCAUGAAAGAUGCUCGCUACAAGCUGGCCUGGUCUCUGUUCGUGGAUGUGAGCUCACCUCACCCCGCGCCCGUCUCUCGCCACUCACACCGAGACUCGUCCUCGACCACACAGUUAAAACGACGAGGGUUUGUGCCCAACGUGCGCACAUACUGCACGAUGUUCACAGGUUACGAACGGAUCACAGAUUGGACACAAUACUCGAAGCAACUGGACAACAUACAUUCCCUCUACGAACAAUACAAACGCCUUGCCGUACAGCUGAGUGUAGAGCAGAAGAUGCACGAGGACCUCUACACUGACUAUGUACCGGCAUCUUAUAUCAGCAUCCUCGGCAGGGCGGGCCAUUUCCAGAAGGCCUUCGACGUCUUUCACGAACUGGAAUCCGAUAACUCAGUCCCCCUCAUCCCGACUCAGUCUGUUUUCAAUAGGUUAACUGGGAUCAUUUGCAUGCGCGCUCUCGAGCACCACAAGGACUCCCAGGGUUCUAUCCUUGAACGCGACAUCUCUGACAUGAAGUAUGUUUGGCGGCGCCUGGCCAAGCGCGCGGAACCCAAGAACAACGAGAUCAUCCACAGCCGAGCUAUCGACAACAUCAUCAGAGUGCUUUCCUUGGGCAAACCCUCCGACCACGAGCUCGCUCUCUCCAUCGUACAUGAUUACCUCGGAUACGGCGCUCCAGACGAACCCAUGCUCAGCCCGAAGGUCUUCUUGAACAACCCGCACCCUCUGAGGGCCAUCCUCGCUUUGUGCACUGCAACCGGGAGGCAUGACCUGUGUCUCACCAUCAUCAGUCAAGUGACAAAAAACCCUCGACAGGCGUUCCUGGUCAGCGGCACCGUUAUUGAAGAGGUUUUCAAGUCCCACAUCGCGCUCGCGGAGACGGGGUCCACGAUACAGGCGCCGAUGGUCGUCGAAUUGCUGCAAUGGUGUGCAAAGCACGAUCUCCAGGAGCUCGGGCGCUCCCGGGGUAAGGCGUACGAGGUCUGUUGGAAGUGCCACGACUGGGACUCGGCGAAAAGGGUAUUCAGGGUGCUCACCGGCCACUCGCUCGACUUCCUCGCGGCGGACGCGCAGUCGUGGAAAGCGAGCAAAUCCUCGGGGAAAGAUGUCCAGAUUCCGGCGCUCGAAUGGGCCGGCUUGCUCCGCACUGCUUUGUCUACUCACGACAAGGAGAGCAUACGGCAGUCCCUGCGGAUGCUGGACCGAUACGGUGGCGAUAUCGUUGCUUUCAGAGAACCCGGAGGAAGAGCAGCUGCAUCACUGGUCGUCAAGGCUGUGGCUUCCGCAUUACGAGGGGGCGACGUCCCCGAUGAGCUUCGAGAGCGAUGGGCAGAGAUGGGCAGACGCGCAGCGCACCGUCUGAAGGAGAUGGGCCCUGGCGAGUUGGAUGAUGCAGCUCUGGGGCCACAGACUCACCAAGACACUACAUGACACACAACGCCCAAUCUAUGUGUUUUUGGAGGUUGCGC
Molecule: messenger RNA, 1865 nt
Organism: Heterobasidion irregulare TC 32-1
Lineage: Eukaryota; Fungi; Basidiomycota; Agaricomycetes; Russulales; Bondarzewiaceae
Exons: 1
Coding region: 1-1827 (608 amino acids)
Molecular function (GO): protein binding
Source: RefSeq, a predicted model, not a curated record